Molecule: messenger RNA, 1771 nt
Organism: Haplochromis burtoni (Burton's mouthbrooder)
Lineage: Eukaryota; Metazoa; Chordata; Actinopteri; Cichliformes; Cichlidae
Gene: fadd
Product: Fas (tnfrsf6)-associated via death domain
Exons: 2
Coding region: 720-1280 (186 amino acids)
Biological process (GO): regulation of apoptotic process; signal transduction
Molecular function (GO): protein binding
Source: RefSeq, a predicted model, not a curated record
AUAAUAGUUUUAUUUGUUUUUAGUGAGGUUUUUGAGUUGAUAUUAACUGAUGUGCAUCACUAAUAAAGCUAUGUUUAAUACCUUUAUGAUAUAUAUAUAUAAAUAAUUUGUGUGUGUGUGUGUAUAACAGACGACUGAAUUGUAUCUGUAGGUACUUUGUUACUAUAGCAGCCUUUUACAAAACAGUUUGUUCCAACUUCUUUAGUUAAACCCAUGAAUAAUGACUAACUACUAGUAUAUUAUUUUAUUUUCCAACUUAAAAUUCUGUUUACAUGCUACACUGUGUGCGCUUACUUUACAUAUGGGUGAAGUAGCUAAGUUAUGCUUUUUGGGGUCAAUCUUGGGAGCACUGUCUGCCACAGCACAACGUUACCAUCGCAUUAUUAAAUAAUAAUUGUAACAACACGUGAUUCUAUCACAACUGUUUACUUCAAAGAAAAGUCUUUGGCGGUCUGAGCCGCUGGGAUCAGCGGACCAGCUCCCGUGCGCCCUCGGAUCUAGCAUAACCGUAACACCGCUCAGCAGACGGGCAUGCUUACGGCAAACCUCCCCCAUCCCCGCAAACACACUCCUCGGUGUUGUACGUGUGCCGUGUUUCCAUUGGUUAUUGGUAAGCGGAAGUUUAACAACAGACACGCCGGAUAGACGUAACUCACCGAAAUGAAAGUGAAAGUCAGCCGCCCAGAGGCUGUCCUGUGUUUGUGCUCGAUCCUGUCGACAUGAGCGCCUUACAGUUUAACAGCGUUUUGUUGGAGAUCUCUAACGCCAUGUCUGCUGAUCAGCUGAAUGAAAUGAAGUUCCUGGUUCUACAAGAGAUCGGGAAAAGAAAUCUGGAAAAGAUCGGCAGCGGCCGGGAACUCUUUCAGCUUUUCAGGGAAAGAGGCAAACUGUCAGAAGAUAACACGGCCUUUCUUUCAAAGCUUCUCAGAGAAAUUAAGCGACAAGAUCUCUCGGACAAGAUAGACAACUUCAGUAUUCAGCCUGAAGCUGACGAUGGCCUGAGUGAGGAGGAGAAAGAAAAACUGAAUAUUGCCACAGAGGUAAUUGCCGAAAAUCUUGGAAAGAGUUGGCGAAAACUAGGCCGCAAAUUAGGUUUGAGUGAAACCAAGCUGGAGUCCAUCUCUAACAGGCGUCCAACAGAUCUCGAGGAGACGGCAGUGGAGCUGCUCAAGGAGUGGAGGAAGAGUCAAGGAGCUGAAGCCCAAACAAAGAUGCUGAUAGAUGCUUUGAGAGCUUGCCAGUUGAAUAUGACUGCUGAUAAAGUAGAGGAAAGACUCUAGCAACCUAGAAUACACUCUUAAAUUGAAAAUUGUUGCUCAAGGAAAUGGCAAACAAAAAGGUUAAAAGUCAUGAAAGUAAUUUGAGUGAUUGAUUGUAUCUCUGUGUCCUGUUAUCGUUAUUAUUAGUUUGCUGUUUGGGUCUCCUGCUUUGUGAAAGCAAUGUUGCUCUCAGUCUUUCAAGGUGACAAAAUUGCUCGUGAUAUUUGUUAAUAUGGCUCAUAUAUAAAAGUGUUCAACUGUAUUGAGGUACAGGAUCUUCUCAUCAAGCCUUCCAAAAUUAUGAAAGAUAUUUUUUAUGUCACACUAUUCAUCCAAGAUUUUGCUCUUGAUUCAGAAUUUAGACGAAAAGGGAAAUAAUUAGGAAAAGAAGCUGAUUUUGGAAAGUAAAAGGAGAUUUGUGUUGUUGUUCUUUUUAUUCUUUGUCAACAGACAGCUUUGUAUUUCAAUGCCUUUGCUUGUCUAACCCAAAAUAUACCCCGAAUCCAACUCUU